GUAUUGUGUUUAAUGUACCUCAUAAUGGACCACCACCGCCACUACCACUACUACUACCACUACCACUCUGUGCUCUGCCACUACCUAACGAGACAUCUUUAUUGUUGCUUGGUAUUCGCUGCCACUUAUCAAACCUGCCACCACUAAAACUUUCCCCCCCCCCAUACUGUUUUAUCGUCAUCCUACUUUUACUGUUCCUGGAGAAAAAGAAGUAAACAAUUAUAUACGAAUAAGAAGGGGAAGAAAAGACAGACAAAAAAGAAAAAGAAGUAUUAUUUCCAUCUAUUAAGUUAAGUCUUAUUGCAUCUCUCUAAUAUUUAGACUUAAUCCACUGCGGCCGUGGACGGUCGGACCCCUCCUUUGGACAGGACGCCCAGGCGGGAGAGAGAGAGAGCAAGAGACACACAGAGAGAGAGAAGAGGUCAUGAAAGCGUGAGAGGCGUCAAAACCUCAAUUUAUUCUACACCGGUUCAGCAGCCACCCAGCAUGACCGCCAAUAGUCGAUCUGAGCCGGGGCCGUCAGCCCAACCAAACCUGCGAGUCACGAUCAUCGCUGCCGACGGCCUGUAUAAACGAGAUGUCUUUCGACUUCCCGACCCCUUCGCUGUAGCUACGAUUAACGGUGAACAAACCAAAACUACGACUGUUUCGAAACGAACCCUUAAUCCAUAUUGGAACGAAAGUUUCGACUUUCGAGCCACCGAGGAUAGUAUUCUAGCGGUACAGGUAUUCGACCAAAAGAAGUUCAAGAAGAAGGAUCAGGGCUUUUUAGGCGUUAUCAAUAUUCGCAUCGGGGACGUUAUUGAACUAGCAGACGGAGCUGAUGAUUCGAUGCUUACGAGGGACCUAAAGAAGUCCACUGAUAACCUUGUCGUACACGGAAAACUAAUCGUCAAUCUUUCUACAAACCUCUCUUCCCCCGCUCGUCCUCCGCAACAACCCCCGUCAGCAAGCUCUAGCCGACCCUCCUUGGCACCCCAGGCAUCGACAGCUAGUACCGACCGUGCUUCAGAAAGGCCAACCUCGACUUCUUCGGCCUCGGCCAACGGUCUAACACCAGGAGCACAGAUGUCUUUGCCUAUUAGACCAAAUGGGGUCAACCCAGCCGCUGUUAAUGGAAAUGGAACCGUCGCGCAACCCCGACAAGCGGCCCAGAUGAGUCCUUUCGAAGAUGCCCAAGGCCGACUACCCGCUGGAUGGGAACGGCGCGAAGAUAACUUGGGCAGAACUUAUUAUGUAGACCAUAAUACGCGGACUACAAGUUGGAACCGUCCGACCCAUACCGGCCUUUCUGCAGAGAAUCGUGGUGAGAGAGAAGCAGCCACUCAAGUCGAACGUCAAAGGCAUCAAAACAGAACCCUUCCAGAAGAUCGAACUGGCACAAACUCCCCAACGCUUCAGCAGCAACAGCAACAAUCUGGCGGUUCUCCACACAGUCCCGGCCAGGGCACUUUGAUGCAUACUGGUGCUACUAGUCCAGGAUCCGGUGAACUUCCGCCCCUGUGGGAACAGCGCUGGACGCCCGAAGGCCGACCCUACUUCGUAGAUCACAAUACCCGGACCACGACCUGGGUUGAUCCUCGACGCCAGCAAUACAUUAGAAUGUACGGUGGCCAGAAUAAUGCUAACGGGACGAUACAACAGCAGCCAGUUUCUCAACUGGGUCCUCUACCUAGUGGCUGGGAAAUGCGCUUAACUAACACAGCCCGCGUAUACUUUGUGGACCACAAUACAAAGACAACGACCUGGGACGACCCACGAUUACCGUCCUCCCUGGACCAGAACGUUCCACAGUACAAGCGAGAUUUCAGGAGAAAACUCAUCUACUUCCGGUCUCAACCAGCUAUGCGCAUACUUUCAGGACAAUGCCACAUGAAAGUACGACGGUCUCACAUCUUUGAAGAUUCGUUCGCUGAAAUAUCGCGACAAUCGGCGACGGAUUUGAAGAAACGCCUCAUGAUAAAAUUCGACGGCGAAGAUGGUUUAGAUUAUGGUGGUCUCUCCCGAGAGUUCUUUUUCUUAUUAUCACACGAGAUGUUUAACCCCUUUUAUUGUCUUUUCGAGUAUUCCGCCCACGAUAAUUAUACCCUUCAAAUCAACCCACACUCCGGCAUCAACCCUGAACAUUUGAAUUACUUCAAAUUCAUCGGUCGUGUAGUCGGUCUAGCUAUCUUCCACCGAAGAUUUUUGGAUGCCUUUUUCAUCGGAGCUCUCUACAAGAUGAUUCUUGGCAAGUCUGUUGUACUGGCCGACAUGGAGGGUGUUGACGCAGAUUUCCACCGAAGUUUGCAGUGGAUGCUCGACAACGAUAUUUCUGGAGGUAUUCUUGAACAAACAUUUUCUACCGAGGAUGAGCGCUUCGGCGUUAUUACCGUCGAGGACCUUAUUCCCAAUGGACGUAAUAUCGAUGUCACCAACGAGAAUAAGAAGGAGUACGUGGACCUUAUGGUCAAAUGGCGUAUUGAGAAGCGUAUCGCAGAGCAAUUCCAAGCCUUCAAGGAUGGAUUCCACGAGCUUAUCCCCCAGGAUCUGAUUAACGUUUUCGACGAACGUGAGUUGGAGCUCCUCAUCGGUGGUAUCGCUGAUAUCGACGUGGACGACUGGAAGAAGCACACCGACUACCGUGGCUACACAGAGAGCGAUGAGGUUAUCCAGUUCUUCUGGCAAACGGUGCGAAGCUGGGACGGAGAGCAAAAGAGCAGAUUGCUACAGUUCACUACGGGUACCUCGCGAAUUCCCGUUAACGGGUUCAAGGACCUUCAAGGUAGCGAUGGUCCCAGAAGAUUCACCAUCGAAAAAGCGGGCGAGGUUGGUAAUUUGCCGAAGGCUCAUACUUGUUUUAACCGUCUGGAUCUGCCGCCAUACAAAUCGCUGGAGCAAUUGCAGAAUAAGUUAACGACGGCAGUUGAAGAAACAAUGGGCUUCGGUCAGGAAUAGAAGGCUAAUUAGUUGUUUCUUCUAUCUCGGCGCUGUUACUGUGUAUAUAGAACGAUGAACGAUGUCCUUUUUUUCCCUGUUGUGACAGCUCGAUAUAUGGAUGGGAUUUUGCAUUCUCCUUUUUAUUUCCGUGCUUGGUUCCAUCUACCCCCUUUUCUAUUUCCGUGCCCGUUAAACUCGACCCAGGGCUAUUAUAUGAAAGGGGAUGUUACUAGGUGCCUUAAUAGCGCAUAUCAUGUUGUUGUUCUGUUUCGUUCGGGGUACCUGUGUAUUUUAUAGGUAUUACUACUGGAAGAUAACCAAACUUCAGUGAGGAGACACAAAGGAAACUCGGUCAAAGAGGGGAACGGGUUUUGUCAUUCGCUUCUUUAUUAUAUCAAUCGCGCGUAUGGAGGUAGUCAGGUAAUACGCGUAACACGAACACAAAUAAUAACCGACCCAAUGUAUCGGAGUUUUGAUUCUUGGUAAUGAGUGAUGUAUCAAAGUAUUGUAGGUUAAUUUGAAGUUUUUCAUACUCGUAAUUGUACGCUGAAUUAAACAUGA
This is a messenger RNA of Hypoxylon trugodes, 3480 nucleotides long. Its product is annotated as HECT-domain-containing protein. Gene Ontology annotation, molecular function: ubiquitin protein ligase activity; protein binding. Gene Ontology annotation, biological process: ubiquitin-dependent protein catabolic process. The transcript is spliced from 7 exons. NCBI's taxonomy places the organism in Eukaryota, Fungi, Ascomycota, Sordariomycetes, Xylariales, Hypoxylaceae. The coding region runs from base 487 to 2937 and encodes 816 amino acids. The record is from RefSeq and is a predicted model, not a curated record.